Rubroshorea leprosula is the source of this 596-nucleotide messenger RNA. The record is from the annotation of a GenBank genome assembly. NCBI's taxonomy places the organism in Eukaryota, Viridiplantae, Streptophyta, Magnoliopsida, Malvales, Dipterocarpaceae.
UGCACACCGCUUUUUCUGUAUAUCAUGACUGAUUCUGUUCCCAAAUUCCCAUCCUCGCCUCGCCUUUGCGGUCCCACUAGGCCUCUUCAAUUGAACAUUAACACUCUUCUCCGAAGUUUCUCGUAUCGAAAGCUGCCUCAGUCUCCCAUUAGGCUCUCCAUUUGCAAGCUCGAUGGUUCUUCCUUCGACGUGGAAGUUGAGAGAAUGGCGAAGGUAGCAGAUCUCAAAGAGGCUGUGGAGCAAGUUUUUAGAGAAUCGAUGCAAGAGAGUGACAUUGAUAUUUCUUGGUCUCAUGUUUGGGGCAAUUUUUGCUUAUGCUAUAAAGACGGUAUAUUAAUAGAUGACAAAGCACUAAUCUGUUUUUUGGGGAUCAAGGAUGGUGAUCAGCUUCACUUUAUCAGGCAUUUAUCACCAAAACCCAAAUUCUAGAAAUGAAGAUCAAUGCACCAAAAAAGGGCUUUUGAUGAACAACUGUGGUAUAAAAUUCUCCACGAGUAGCUUGCGAGGUCAUUGACUUUUCUUCUUGAGGUCAAUGAAGAAUAUUUUGAAAAUUUCUUCAAGGGAUUGUAUGACGAUGUUGCUACCUGAUUUUAUGA